This is a messenger RNA of Mercenaria mercenaria, 1174 nucleotides long. RefSeq lists its product as uncharacterized. The record is from RefSeq and is a predicted model, not a curated record. The transcript has a single exon. NCBI's taxonomy places the organism in Eukaryota, Metazoa, Mollusca, Bivalvia, Venerida, Veneridae. Bases 47 to 898 code for a protein of 283 amino acids. Gene Ontology annotation, molecular function: protein binding.
ACUAUUUUCAUUUGUGUCGUUUAGUUUUGUCUGAAUAGGAAUAACGAUGCAUGGAAUAUUUCUGUUUCUGCUUUUUAAUUUUGGAGCAUUAUGUAGUUGCAUAGAGGUAGCUGAAGAGAAUGUAUUUGAUAUACCUUACCUCGCAAGUAUGAUAACUGACGAUAAAAAGACUAUUGAACUGUUGGCUGGAAAAAUUGAUCAACUUGAAGAGAAGACAAAACUUCAAACUAACGAGAUCGUAUCUCUUAAACAAACGAUUGAAGACCAGGGUAGAAUGAUAAGUAUUCUACAAAGGCAUUGCCAGUUUGAUGAUGAUGGUGAUAAAAGCAAACAUCAAUCCAGACGCGAAGAUUCCAGUACAAGAAUAGAUUCUGAAAGCCCAAAUGUACUAAGUAAGAUAACACAAUAUAGAAAUGUCGGCCGCCCGUCAGUCAUAAAGGAGAACAUGGAAGAAGAAAGGGUUUUAGAAAAAGAUAGAGGAAGAAUAAGGAGACCAACAGGAUCGAUAGCAUUUUCUGCAUAUCUAAGUCACAAUAUCGAUCAUCUAUCUCCUGGACAUACCAUUAAAUUAGACAAAGUGUUGUUAAACGAUGGUAAUGCAUACAACCCAUACACAGGCACUUUCACCGUUCCGGUAAGCGGCGUGUAUAUGUUUAGUUUCCAUAUAGAUGCAUUUCGUCCUGUUCAUGUGCGCAUGUUGAUAGAUGGAAGAAAUACAAUAGAUGGCGUUUCAUCUCCAGGACAGGUUCAUGAAAUGAUGGGUGGAAACAUUGUAAUUGUAAGAGUGAGACAUGGUCAAGUUAUUGCUUUGGAAGAAUAUUACGAUUCUGAUGGUCUGCUGGCUUCUGCAGACGAUUUCCGUUUUGUUACACUAUCAGGAAUAUUGCUGUAUGAGUGAACUGAACGAAUGUUCAAAACAUUGAUCACCAUUUUACAUUCUUAUUACCUAAAAUAUUUGCAAGAAGUAUUAUUACCCUGAACAUUCAAAUGUCAAUUAAAAUAUUCAAAGCAAACCACACAAGUUAUACAUGUAUAUAAUACCAAUAGAAGUACUUCAGUUAAUAAAAAGCGAUUGAUUUUAGAUUUAUAUAUUUUUCAUACGUCAUGUUGUUCUAAUAAUAUUAAAUAUUCACUGAAAUAAAUAGAAAUACACUUUUAAAUGAUUUUGUAUUAU